This is a messenger RNA of Pediculus humanus corporis (human body louse), 1533 nucleotides long. RefSeq lists its product as uncharacterized. Lineage: Eukaryota; Metazoa; Arthropoda; Insecta; Psocodea; Pediculidae. The coding region runs from base 1 to 1533 and encodes 510 amino acids. Gene Ontology annotation, molecular function: fatty-acyl-CoA binding. Gene Ontology annotation, cellular component: Golgi membrane. The record is from RefSeq and is a predicted model, not a curated record. The transcript has 8 exons.
AUGGCUGAAAAGUGUGAAACUGUAGAAAAUCUUAGUAAUAAUGUUAAAAAUAUAAAUAUAAAUAAUAAAACGAAUGAAAAUGAAUCGUUAAAUAAAAAUGUAAUUUGUGAAAAUAAUGAUAAUAAUACUGAAAAAUGGGGUAUUCCUCUACAGGAUUUAUAUAAAUUGGGUUUAAAAUUUUAUAAAGAUAAAGAAGGGAAAGCGAUAAACCUUUCGUACUUAAACAAAUUAAGGUUGGUUGCACUCAGUCAACAAGUUAGUCAAGGUCCUUUUAAUUUAAAAAAAGCUUCACCGUUAGGAGUUCUCGAUGUAAUUGGUAGAGACAGAAGGGAUGCUUGGCAAUCCUUAGGGAACAUGACCAAAGAUGAAGCUAUGACAGAAUUCAUUGAACUUUUAGAUAAACUAUGCCCAUUAUUUAAACCCUUUGUUGAAGCUCAAAAAACAGAUAUAGAAGAAAAAGCUAAAUUUGAAGAAGAAAGAAAAAAACAAGAGAUGAUUUUGGAAAUGGCUAGGCAAGAGGAAUUAAAAAAAGCAGAAGAAGAAAAGGCGAUUGCAGAAGAAAAAAAACGACAAAUUCAGGAUGCUUUGAACGCUCAUACAUUUCAACCAUUCAAGGCAUACGCUGAAGAACAAUAUCCUGGAAAUCCUGAACAGCAAGCAAUUUUAGUAAGGCAACUUCAAGAGCAACAUUAUCAGCAAUACAUGCAACAGUUAAUGCAACAACAGCAUCAAGCUGUUCAAACAGUAAAUAAUUCAUGUACAGAAACAGAAUCAGAAUCAGGUGCAGUGGGUGUUAAUGAAAAUGUCGAUAAUGUUAAUGAGUUAGAUGAUGAAUUACCUAGAAUAUCACCUCCUUCAAUGUGGACAAGAAAGGACAUAAAAGAUUUUAAAGAAUCAAUUCGUAAAGAAGGAGGAGAUGCCAUCAUUAAAGUUGGACACGGAGAAACUGUCACAGUUCGAGUUCCAACACACGAAGAUGGAAAAUGUUUAUUUUGGGAAUUUGCAACAGAUAGUUACGACAUUGGAUUUGGAGUGUAUUUUGAAUGGACCAAAUCUCCGACCAAUCAAGUUUCAGUUCACAUUCAAGAUAGUGAAGAUGAAGAUGAUGAUUUGGAGGAUGAUGAUGAUUUAGAUGAUGAUGAAGUUUUGAAAAAGAUAAAAAAAUCAAAAUCAAUAAAUACCCAGUUUUAUACACAAUCCCAUUGGCAUUUGCUUAAUGAGCCCAAAAAUAUUAAACGUUUUUGGAUCCCGUACAUAAUCGCAGAUUAUUCAGAAUUUGCCACAUGUGAAGAUAUCGAAAAGGGAUCAAAAUUAAAUAAAUUGAACGAUGGUAAAGAUAAACCUUUACUAAGCGCCAUCGUACCUAUUUACAGAAGAGACUGUCAAGAUGAAGUUUAUGCAGGGUCUCACGUUUAUCCCGGAGAAGGAGUUUAUUUAUUGAAAUUCGACAAUAGUUAUUCCCUUUGGAGAAAUAAGUUUAAAUUUGUUGAUACAAAAAAAAAAAAAUCUCUCGAGGCAAACCAAACAAGAUAA